AUGUUUCUGUCUCACAAAUACCUUAUAAGUCAUAUCUCACCUCCAGUCCCAGUGACAAAGGGGAGUGAACAGGGGAUGUUAAUGCCUACUGGUAGUAAUAAUCAAGUUCCUCCACAAUUUGUUGAUGCCACUCCAUUCAUUCCUAGGAACUCAAAUCAGAACCAACACCCAAAAACACAAAAUAUACUGGCACUACCUGUCCUGCCAGUUCUGAACUCUCCUCAUACAAGUGAUGUGCAAUCGUUAAGGGGAGUUGGAUUAUCCCAAUCUUCUACGUCGUCUCACCACCACUCUACUGCAACUUGUUCAUCGAACGAUUUAUCACCACCUGAUUUCCAAUCUCGUUUGGGAACUUCGGGUAUAAUCAAGGGAAACCAACCACUGGGGAACAUUUUUAUAGGACCUUAUCCAUUAGAAUCUGCUCAUGAAGAAAUGAGCUUUCAUUCAUCUCCUCGCAAGGAUUAUAAGGAAGUAUUGCCCCCUCCUCGUACAUUACACUUUAAAGCACUUCUGAGGUUUGAUCCCGGUAUCCAAUUUUUUUGGAAGUAUCGUCCACUCUUGAAACCUGAAGCAAUGAUCAGAAAGAAAAUGAUCUACAUAUCUGAAGAAAAAGUAGAGCACUACACUCUGGAAGCCAAACGCAUUUAUGGAGAUGGAUAUAUUCCUCGGCCAGAGGAAGCAAAUGAAAUUUCGAAGAUAAAACUGGCAAUCACAAAGUUUGCCGGUCGUAUGGGAUUGAAUUUUGCUCCUAAUAUUGAUUAUAGUGUGAAUUUGGUUUCAAGACUAAAAUUAAUGUUAUCAGGCAUUGAAGUGACGCCCUAUGUGAACAAGUUCUUUAAAAACGUAUACUUGUACUUUCCUGUGAUUGAACAAGAAGAUUUCACAAAGGAUUUGAGUCGAAUUUUGGGACAAGACCUCACACCAACAACUACUUGUCAGAAUCUUAAGUUUGAAGAAAGAGAUGAUGUUGCCACUAUUGCAAUCUUAUUAAUUAUGAUACGAUGGGUCUCCAUAUCCGAAAUUGAGUUAAAGUACGAUACUCAAUCUUAUCUUCUAGUUCCUACAGAUGAAAGUUCUCGGUUUGGUAUACUACCUAUUGAAUUCGUUGACUUGGCUGAAGACUGUAUGAAAGAACUUAACAUAACUCGAUUCCGUUCCAUACGUAUCCUUCAGAGUUUACUUUUUAUCAGGGCAUAUAGGAUGCAUGCACCUGAGGAAGUAGAUAGUACUAGUGGAUCAUCAACUCAGGUAUUUAAUGGUAUCAUCAUAAAUAUGGCAUUCGCCUUGGGACUAAACAGGGAUCCAAGCAAAGUUGCCAACUAUGAUCCGGACCCAAAAGUUAGAUAUCAACAAAAGAAGCUUUGGUUCUAUGUGAAUAAACUUGAUCUAAUUGAUUCGAUGUUGUACGGAUCCAUGCUCAGUACUUCUGAUGAAACAUUUGAUUUAUCUGAGAUUACAGUUCAUGAACUCAAUGCCAGUGUACAAACUUUUCAAUCUGAAAGAAUUGCUCUAGAUCUUGAUUUAGAGUUCAAUCAAAUUAGUGGUCCAUUGAAGAAAAUUGUAAAGGUGAUAGUUGAUUUAAAAAACCCUGUGCGGGUUAGUUCAUUACUAGAAGAAGCAACCAAGCUUGAAAUCUGUAUGAAACACAUUUUAGGUGAAUUUUCCAAAUAUCUUGAUCCAAAUUAUUUUAUACAAAAACUGGUAAAGGUUUGGAAAUUUGUCAUUUAUUUGCAUUGCCAAAUGGUAUUAUGUUAUAUUUAUCAUAUACUAUUCUUACAUUAUGAACAGAAAAGGAAUUACCAGAUAAUGUUAUUCUACUUUAAUAAGUAUAUUAAUAUUGUUGUGGUUGAAUGGGCUCAAUUAACUCCUGAGAUACUUGCAAAGGCAUUCGACGGUAAUGGAUGGCUUUUAAUUGCUCCGACCUUGCAAUUGCUGUAUCAAAUGCUGUUGCUAAUAUGUAAUACUUCCAUCCUUCGAUUAUCAGCGGGGCUCUAUCGGAUAAAGAUUGAAAAUAUUCAAGAUCCAGCAAAAGAGGAAGCCAUUCGACAAUUUCUUAAAGUCAUGGAGGAUACUUGCAUGCACAAGAUAAGAGGGCUUUACAGUUUAAGAAACCGAUAUAGUAUGGCAUGGAAAUUGAGUAAGGUUCAUUUUGGAGUUUAUAAUAUUCUUAAAGAUCUAAACUACUUUGAUUCCCUUGCACCUGAUAUACCUGAUGUGGGAUACUUACCAGAGAUUGAAUUUGGAUUGGCUACUUCAGAUAUCCAAAACACAGUGUCCCGACUUUCAAUGCUUAAAAAUGGUCCAUUUUUAACCGUUGAAAAUUUGGUUUCAUCUUUAAAGGAUAGAGCCGAUAAGUGUUUGGCCGAAAGUAUUCAGAUUGACAACAUGUGGAUUCAUAUGGCCAAUUUCUACCAUGAUGCUGAUGCCGUUCCUCUUACAUGCCAAAAUGAUGGGUCUUCGGGUUUAGGUUUGGAAUCUACCAGUUAUAGUAUAUUUCCUACUGAUUUUGAGCCUUUUGGAAGUAUGCUGUUAUUCCAAAUUUAA
This is a messenger RNA of Lizanozyma spartinae, 2544 nucleotides long. RefSeq names its product Mrr2p (gene MRR2). Lineage: Eukaryota; Fungi; Ascomycota; Pichiomycetes; Serinales; Debaryomycetaceae. The record is from RefSeq and is a predicted model, not a curated record. Gene Ontology annotation, molecular function: DNA binding; zinc ion binding. Gene Ontology annotation, biological process: DNA-templated transcription. The transcript has 2 exons. Bases 1 to 2544 code for a protein of 847 amino acids.